Aspergillus caelatus is the source of this 641-nucleotide messenger RNA. Its product is annotated as DASH complex subunit DAD3 family protein. The transcript is spliced from 2 exons. The coding region runs from base 160 to 555 and encodes 131 amino acids. NCBI's taxonomy places the organism in Eukaryota, Fungi, Ascomycota, Eurotiomycetes, Eurotiales, Aspergillaceae. Gene Ontology annotation, biological process: attachment of spindle microtubules to kinetochore. Gene Ontology annotation, cellular component: DASH complex; mitotic spindle. The record is from RefSeq and is a predicted model, not a curated record.
CCGCAACCCAAACAAAUAAAUCAGGCGUCGCUACACCAUUACCCCACCAAUCGAUCUACAUACCUUAAUUGAGAGCUCUUUAAGAAGAUAUAUUUUCCGUUAUAUACCAUUUUAUUCUACUUCGAAGGGUCUCAGUAUAAAAUCCAUUCUCCAGUCACCAUGUCUACUCCAAUGUCCGAUGGCUCCCCGGCCCAAGAAUCCGAGAACCCUCUCCUCCGCGCCUCAAAUCCGAUGGUCUCUGAUCUAGAACAAGAAGUUCUAGAUGAAUACUCUAGAUUACUGGGCAAUGUAAAUAAGCUAUCCGAAAAGCUCGCCGACCUCUCCGGCGAUCCCUCAUCCCUUACUCUGGACGGCCUUAGACUUCUUGAACGGAAGACGGCGACUGUCUGCACACUUUUGAAAGCUAGUGUGUACAGCAUUGUGCUCCAGCAACAGAUCUUCAACGAGAAUGAGGAGCAGCAACAGAUGGAGCAGCAGGGUGAUCAGAUGCAGUAUCAUGAUCAGGGGUAUGAUUAUCAAGAUGAGGAUAUGAGUUUUGAGGGGCGAUUUGCUUGAUAUUGGUCAACUUUGCUUCUGUAAUUAUUGUACGGGUUUUAUUUUUGCUUCUUUUCUCUUGCAUAUAUAGGUGUGGGCCAUGCGUA